Molecule: messenger RNA, 373 nt
Organism: Funneliformis caledonium
Lineage: Eukaryota; Fungi; Glomeromycota; Glomeromycetes; Glomerales; Glomeraceae
Source: the annotation of a GenBank genome assembly
GCACAACCAAAUUAUACUAACUUGUCCCAAGCCUUACAAACACUUGCCCACGAAGUUACUUUCGUUCCAAAUAUGCCAAACGUGAACGUUGCAGACCAGUUAACAAUAAUUCAACGAUCACUCUCAAAUUUGACUGAUACAGUCACAAACUUGUCUGAUGCAGUCACAAACUUGUCUGAUGCAGUCACAAACUUGUCUGAUACAGUCACAAACUUGUCUGAUAAAGUCACAAACAUGUCUAAUAGAAUCGAUGGUUUGACCAUCACUAUUCAAACAACUGCGGAAAACACGGACACGCGAAAUCUAGCAAGAAUUUUUAACUCGCGCUUAUCCAGUCCAGACUUACAAUUGGAAAUAGUUCCGGACAUGGCUG